AUGUCCACCUGCUCAUCUGUCUCUUUGUCUGUCUGCCCGGAUGUCCUGGAUACGCAGAGUUCUUCUAAGUCAAGCCUUUGUCCAUUGAUGGAGCUUGAAGCGAGCUCUUCGAGUCGUCCCCAAAAAUGUAAUGUCUGUGAUGAUACUGGGAAUGGAAUGCAUUUUGGUGCGUUCACUUGCAGAGCAUGUGCUGCUUUUUUUCGACGCGCAGCCGCCCGAAAAUCGGAAUCUACCACCAAAAAAUGCCAAAACCAUAUGAAAUUCGCCCUAAAAUGCCGGAAUUGCCGACUCCAAAAAUGCUAUGAAGCUGGAAUGAGUUCUGAAAAUUUCCAAUUCUGUCGUGAUCUCAUUGGCGCCAAACCGGUUUCACCGAGAAAGAAUAUUAAUAGGUCUAUUGAACAAUUUGUGGGCCGCCCGUAUUUUGUGUUGAGUUGCAAUCCGGAAGUAUUGGUGUUGAGGAAGGAUGUGAUAGAUUGUGUGCCACUGUUGGAGAAGGCGUCGGGCGUUUUGUCAAUGGGCAGUGAAUCCCCUCUCUUCUCCAAAAAUCGAUUGAUCAAACUGGCUCAAGGUCUCCAACAAUUCCAAGAUGCUCCAUCUGGUCAAGUGAGAUUUGUGGGGAAAAUGGGGAAGAAAGAAGUCCUGUCCUUCUUCGAAACGGACUUUUUGAGAGCCUCCAAGUGGUUUACCUAUUUGGAUGAGUUUCAAUUCUUGGAAAAGGAACAUCAGCUUCUCUUAAUGCAAGGUAUCUGGCAUGUGUGGUCUCGUCUUCAAAAGCUUUCCAUCUCAGCAAUGGGUAGAAGACGUGGGAUUUGUGAUGAGAAUAUGGUGAUGGUUAGCCACCAGAACGAGUUCGCAGUGUGUGAUUUGAAUAAAAUCGAGGUGGAUAUGAGUUGGUGUACCAAUUAUAGCAAUGAGCAGAUGAGAUACUUCCUCGACACCAGUCAUGACAGUUAUAUCUACCAACUAAUGGACGAAAUGAUAUCCAUCAAACCCAAUGACGUGGAGCUAUCCUAUAUGCUGUGCCAAUUGUGUCUACAGUAUGCCGGACAACGAUUUCAAGGAGAGAUUCUAGAAUUCUGUGAGAAAGUGUUGGGUUUUCUGGCUGAUGACUUGCACAGUUACUACGUGAAACAGAUGAAAAUGCACAAUUAUGCAGCGAGGGUGGCCAGGUUGAUGAAGAUUAACAAUAAGAUACGGGAAGCCAUCCUAAGAACCCGCCAACGCCAACAUAUUGCCGACGUCUUCAACGUCUGGACUGUCGAGUUUUCUCAUCCCAACUUUUUUGUUGAUGCAUAG
This is a messenger RNA of Caenorhabditis remanei, 1296 nucleotides long. RefSeq lists its product as uncharacterized. Gene Ontology annotation, biological process: regulation of DNA-templated transcription. The record is from RefSeq and is a predicted model, not a curated record. Lineage: Eukaryota; Metazoa; Nematoda; Chromadorea; Rhabditida; Rhabditidae. Gene Ontology annotation, molecular function: sequence-specific DNA binding; DNA-binding transcription factor activity; zinc ion binding. Bases 1 to 1296 code for a protein of 431 amino acids. The transcript is spliced from 9 exons.